AAACAGUUGAUAUCGGCCUCCUCGCUUUGUCGUCUCUAUAGGCUCCGUCGUCUUUUUGCGUUUGACUUCACGCUUCUUUCUUUCCUUCCUCUCUCUCCACCUCUUCCUCAGCCUUUAUUGAAUCUUUAUUUCUCUGUCUUUUCCCCAUAUUCCGUGUUUCAUUUGUGCUGCGCUGUCCUCUGAGAACUCUGUUUUCUCCUCCCCAACGCAACCUCACCCGCAGUCUUAAUCCAUUCCUUAAAUUCUUCCCCCAGCCGUUAAUUUCUGUAACUAAACUCUGCUCUUCUUCACCAUCUAAAGCUUUCCCACAUCUGAACACGAUUCAUUCAUGGCAGGCAGUAAUGAAAUCGACGCCAGUGAGUCCCAGAGGGUGGUUCCACUCAAUACGUUUAUUCUCAUAUCCAACUUCAAGCUUGCGUAUAACAUGCUCAGGAGGUCAGAUGGGUCCUUCAAUCGCGAUUUGGCGGAGUUUCUUGACCGGAAAGUCCAAUCCAAUAUAUACCCAGUUGAUGGGGUUUACUCGUUUGAUAUAUUGGAUCGGACCACAAAUAUUCUUAAUCGUGUAUUCCGGCCCGCACCCGAGAACCCGGCAGAUUGGGGCAAAGUCGAACUGGAGAAACCUCUGAGCACGACGGAGGUCAUCCCUGUCAUAAUCUUCUUCCACGGCGGAAGCUUCACUCAUUCCUCCGCGAAUAGUGCUAUCUACGACACGUUCUGCCGCCGUCUGGUUAAAAUCUGCAAAUGCGUGGUUGUUUCCGUCAACUACCGCCGGUCGCCGGAGCACAGGUACCCAUGUGCGUACGAGGACGGCUGGUCGGCUCUCAAAUGGGUCAAAUCCAGACCGUGGUUGCAGAGCGGCAAAGAUGGGAAUUACAAGGUCCAUGUCUAUCUCGCCGGCGACAGCUCCGGCGGGAACAUUGCUCACCACGUGGCAGUCCGGGCUGCAGAGGAAAGUUCAGAUUUUGAAAUACUGGGUAAUAUUCUCCUCCACCCAAUGUUCGGAGGGGAGGGAAGGACCGAAUCGGAGAAGGAGUUGGACGGAAAAUAUUUCGUGACGGUUAGAGACAGAGACUGGUAUUGGAGGGCGUUCUUGCCGGAAGGGGAAGACAGAGAUCAUCCGGCGUGUAAUAUAUUCGGGCCAAGAAGUAGUAAAAAUCUUGAAGGGUUAAAACUGUUUCCGAAGAGCCUUGUUUGUGUGGCCGGUUUGGAUCUUUCUCAAGAUUGGCAAUUAGGUUAUGUUGAAGGGCUUGAGAAAUGUGGGCAUGAGGUUAAACUUCUUCAUCUCAAGAAGGCGACCAUCGGUUUCUAUUUCUUGCCAAACAAUGACCAUUACGUUUGCCUUAUGGACGAGAUUACCCAUUUCAUCCAUCCCAAUUCUUGUCCACAUUAAUCACCUAACCACCUCUUUCAUUUGUUUAGAUCUACUACUAUAGUUGAUAUAACAUAAGCUUUUUUCGCUCCCCUUCUCCGGUAAGGGCUCGUUCGGGAGUGUCAUUUGGUCCGAAUAAGGAAAAGGGUACCGUAUACGUCCGCUCCCGCAUAAGAAAAUACUUGUACGAGUAACUUAAAAGCUACUUAUUUUGAGUAAUCUGUUGAUUAAUAAGCUAGAAUUGGGUACCAAGCAAAGCCUCAAUGCUGUGGUGUGUAGACUUACUUCUUACUGCAGAUUUGUAGUUUCAGUGUUCUCAGGUUUUUGUAAGACAAGAGUUGAUUAGCUCCAUGAUAUGUGUUAUAAUGAUAUACAUUGAUACUCUGUUGCUUCCAGCAUUUAUUUAGAGUACCAGAAGCUAUCUUAGGAGAUUUAUGUGGAUUGGGAAAUAUGUCAUAUGUGAUGUAUUUGAUUAACAUUGCUUGUAUGUUAACUUGCUGUAUCUUUAAAAAAAAUUAUAAGCAUUUGGCUUUGUUCAUUUCUUGGAGCAAUCUCCUCACUUUGGGCAAAA
Molecule: messenger RNA, 1940 nt
Organism: Cuscuta europaea
Lineage: Eukaryota; Viridiplantae; Streptophyta; Magnoliopsida; Solanales; Convolvulaceae
Source: the annotation of a GenBank genome assembly